CCCCGCGCAUGCCCAGUACGAUCUUCCGGCUGGGUUCAGUGGGGGAAAGGUGGCCGGAUUGUUGACGCUGCUGCGGGCAUGAACACACUGAAUUUCACCAGUUGACUAAAGAUAUUUCUGCUGUGCGUGGAUACAGUAAACUAAAGUCAACACAUCCCAAAGAAGUCUGAAUUCCUUCCAGGGAGAAGAAAUGGAUAAUAAUUUGUUAGAGGCUCUGCCGGAGCUGACCUUCCAGUACCAAGGCAGCCUGCCAUCCCUGCCUGUCCCGUCACUAGAGAUGAGCCUUUCAAAGUACCUGAAUGCAGUUCAGCCAUUCGCAUCUGUGGAAGAAUUUAAGGCUACAGUGGACAUUGUGAAGAAAUUUCAAGUGGGUGUUGGCAAAGAGCUGCACCAAAAACUACUGCAGAAAGCCAGGACAAAAAAGAACUGGUUGGAAGAAUGGUGGUUAGAUGCUGCGUAUCUGGAGGUUCGCAUCCCCUCUCAGCUGAAUGUGAACUUUGGCGGCCCGACGCCCUACCUGGAGCACUGCUGGCCUCCUAAAGAGGGAACUGAGCUGCAGAGGGCCAGUAUUGCCACAUGGCAUACACUACAGUACUGGGACAUGAUCCGCACGGAGAGGCUGCAUCCUCACAAAGUUGACAAACUACCAUUAGAUAUGGACCAGUUCAAAAUGCUGUUCUGCACCUGCAAAGUACCAGGAGUAAAGAAGGACACAAUUCGUAACUACUUCAAGACUGAGCGUGAGGGUCCCUGCCCCUCCCAUGUGGUAGUGAUUUGUCGUGGACGGAUCUUCACUUUUGACGCAGUCUGUGAUGGGAAAAUCCUCACUCCUCCAGAACUAUUUAGGCAGCUGAGCUAUGUGAAAGAGUGCUGUGAGAGAGAGCCAGAGGGAGACGGCGUGGCUGUUCUCACCUCAGAGGAGAGGACUCGUUGGGCGCAGGCCAGGGAGCAUUUAAUAAGCAUUGAUCCACAAAAUGACACCAUCCUGGAGACCAUCCAGAGCAGCCUGUUCGUCAUAUCGCUGGAUGAAACAAAACCCUACUCUACUCCAGAGAACUACACAAAUGUGACCAUGGAAGCCCUUACAGGCAACCCCACCAUCCGCUGGGGUGACAAAUCGUACAAUUCACUCGUGUUCGCAGAUGGCACUUUUGGAUCCACUUGUGAUCAUGCUCCUUAUGAUGCCAUGGUACUGGUGUCUUUGUGUUGGUAUCUGGACCAGCAAAUCAAAGUUACAGAAGGCAAAUGGAAGGGCUCAGACGCAGUGAGACCCGUACCCCGUCCUGAGGAGUUGGUGUUUACUGUGGACGAAAAAGUCCAGAGUUACAUCCACCACGCCAAACAGCAGUACCUCGAGUCGACGCGGGACCUGCAGCUUGUCUGUUAUGCCUACACUGCGUUUGGAAAAGAAGCCAUCAAACGGAAGAAGUUACAUCCAGACACUUUUGUUCAACUAGCAAUGCAGCUGGCCUACCAGCGAGUACACAAAAGCCCGGGAAGUUGUUAUGAGACAGCAAUGACUCGCAAGUUCUACCACGGCAGGACAGAGACGAUGCGACCCUGCACCCAGGAGGCUGUAAACUGGUGUAAAGCCAUGAUGGACCCCACGUGUGAUGCUGAUGCCAAGAGGAAAGCCAUGCUGGUGGCCUUCAAUAAACACAACAAACUGAUGACUGAAGCCCAGGAAGGAAAAGGUUUUGACAGGCAUCUUCUUGGGCUGUAUCUUAUCGCCAAAGAGGAGGGACUUCCCACUCCAGAGCUCUUCAUGGACCCCCUCUACGCAAAGAGUGGUGGAGGCGGCAACUUCACGCUGUCGUCCAGUCUGGUUGGCUACACUACAGUCCUGGGGGCCGUGGCUCCCAUGGUGCACCAUGGCUAUGGCUUUUUCUAUCGCAUCAGAGAUGACAGGAUUGUGGUCUCCAUCACAGCAUGGAAAUCUUGCCGUGAGACCGAUGCUGCGACACUAUACAACAACUUCUCCAACAGCUUGCAUGAGAUGCUCCACCUGGCCACCACAUCUCAGCUAUAAGUAACACAUUAAUGCACACACUGUUCACAAACCCUCAGUUAAUAGUCGACAGCUAGUGAUAGUCAUGUUUGUUCUGUGCACAGAUCGAUGCAGAGCUACAGAAUCCAUGCUGCUAGGUAAUAGCCACUGGUUGGGCAUUAAAACUAAUCUACCGACUUUUCUAUUUCUUGUAGUGAUGAAUAAUUAUUUUUUCUUUCUGUAAAUUGUUAUUAUCUGAGAAUAUAUUUUUCCUGAUUAUCUGAUUUCAUCAUUGUUGUGUACAUUUUAUUGAGAAUGUUUCAUUUUAAAUCCUGACAGUAUUAAUCCACCUUUAAGAUAAGAUGAUUCUAAGGCUAAGACCUUAUUUAUGAUGUUUGUCCCCCAGUGGGUAAAUAUUCAACAGAUGCUGCGACUGGACAAUUGAAGAAAAUGGCUUUUGGUUGUUUUGAAUGUUGGCCUUAGAUUUCUUUUUGCAAUAAUAAAAUGCAUUCCAAUUAAACCCCCCACAAAAAACUAUUUGAUAUAAGUUACAUAGAAUUGAUUUGACUUGUUUUGGACAAUAUUCAGCUAUAAAAGACUUUUUGCAUGAAUUCAUUUUGCCUUUAAAAAAACCCAGCAGUCUGGUUGUUUGCCAUCAGUAUAUCUGGAGGACGGCUAACACUGCCUAUCUAUGCAGGAAGUAACAUUACUACUGUAUUUUGCCAGCGUCCAUUUUCAAAGUUUGAUUACACACUUAAAAUUUCAGUUUGACUUGUAACUUUGUUUAAACUAAAGGUUGCCUUCCAAUCUGUAGCUGCACAGGGAAACUGUUGGUUUGCUCAUUGUUGCCUUAUUUGCUUUGUCACUGCACCUUUUUUAUAGGGCCUACACACUAUGCAGCUUUCCUUUUUUAUCUGUGUUCUCUGUCUGUCAAGCUAAAGAUGACUGACUGUUCAUAUUACUUUAUAUUAGGAUGACCUCUGUAAAACAUGAAUGAACCCUAAAAACUGUGAUUUCUUUCUGCACAUUUCCUCUGCAUUUGAAACCUAAUCUGUAAUCUUGUCUGUGAUUGUUGACAAAGGUUUAGGAAAUGGCAAAAUGUGAAUAAGAUUGUACUUUUAAAUAUACAAUAGCUUAAAAUUUUAAAUACAUUUUUAUUAUAAUUAUGAACAUGUGAUUUUGGAAAUUUUGUUCAAAGUUGUUUCGACAUGAGAGAUGAGAUGAGACGAGAGAUCUGUUUGAUUGUCCUGGUAAACAUGAUGUUAAAAUGACGUGAUGAUUUAAUAACUGAAUAUAAAUAUUUUAUAGUUACAGUACAUAUAAGCUGAUUGUACAAAAGGUUAGUAAUUCCUUAUAUUUGUAGAAACACAAUAGGAUUCCUCGGGAUUGCAACCAAAGUGUGACAAUAAAAUAUUAACUCUG
Cottoperca gobio is the source of this 3409-nucleotide messenger RNA. It is a transcript of the gene crot, whose product is annotated as carnitine O-octanoyltransferase. Bases 191 to 2029 code for a protein of 612 amino acids. The transcript is spliced from 17 exons. Gene Ontology annotation, cellular component: peroxisome. The record is from RefSeq and is a predicted model, not a curated record. Gene Ontology annotation, molecular function: carnitine O-octanoyltransferase activity. Lineage: Eukaryota; Metazoa; Chordata; Actinopteri; Perciformes; Bovichtidae.